Messenger RNA from Striga asiatica, 1430 nucleotides. The record is from the annotation of a GenBank genome assembly. Lineage: Eukaryota; Viridiplantae; Streptophyta; Magnoliopsida; Lamiales; Orobanchaceae.
UUGAAAAAGGGUAAGCUAAGGAGGAAAGAAAUGGAUCACAUAUCGAUUUCUGAUGAGAAUUGUGAUUUGGGACAUCAGUUUUCUCCUUCAAAUUUGGAUCAAAUUGACCAAUCACCAUCCACAGAGACUUCAAGCCACUCGAUCGCGAGUGCCGACUCGUUUUCCUACUGCCGGACUAAUUCCGAGGCCUCGGCCACAUUUUCAGAGCCAACUGACGAUAGCAAUAGCUAUGCUGACGUGGCAUCCCCACACAGCUGGCAAGGGCUCAAGUCCCCGGUUCGUGCAGCGCUGUCCAAAUUAGGGAUGAGGCAGCAUAAGCAUGGUUUAGAUGAUGAGAUCAUGGAUUUAGCAUCUGUGUUUGGUCAGCACCACAGAUUAGAGCCUCUGCACCCACAAAAGAAAUUAAUGUGGAAAAGAGAAAUGAAUUGUCUUUUAUCUGUGUGUGAUUACAUAGUAGAAUUCAGUCCCACACUUCAGACUCUUAAAGAUGGGACCACCUUAGAGGUAAUGGCGAGCAGGCCGCGAUCAGAUAUUUACAUCAAUCUCCCUGCCUUGAGAAAACUCGAUACAAUGCUCCUGGGAAUACUGGACAGCUUUCAAGAAACCGAGUUCUGGUACGCUGAACAAGGAAGCAUCUCUGCAAAUUCGUCUCGUUCGUUUAGGAGAGUAAGUGGCCAGCAUAAGUCUCAGCAUUCGGACGAUAAGUGGUGGCUGCCUGUGCCCUGCGUGGGGCCCGAUGGGCUUUCCGAAAAAUCCAAGAAAUAUCUGAGGCAAAAACGAGACUGCGCGUACCAAAUCCACAAGGCGGCCAUGGCCAUAAACAGCGGCAUUCUUGCUGAGAUGCAGAUUCCGGACUCGUACAUGGCUUCCCUUCCUAAGAGUGGAAAAGCAAGCAUUGGGGACAAAAUAUACCGAUACAUGUACAAUGCGGAGAACUUUUCGCCCGACCGAUUGCUCAAUUCUCUCGACAUAAGCUCCGAGCACGAGGCACUUGAGCUAGCAGAUAAGGUGGAAGCUUCCAUGUACACGUGGCGCCGUAAAAUCUGCAUGGCCCACUCGAAAUCCUCGUCGAACAAGAAUCACAUCCUAUCCGAAAGAGCUGAUACUCUGUUGUUCUGCCUCAGACAAAGGUAUCCCGAGCUUUCGCAAACUACAUUGGACACGAGCAAAAUCCAAUACAACAAGGAUGUAGGGCAAGCAGUGCUUGAGAGCUAUUCAAGAGUAUUGGAAGGUUUGGCAUUCAACAUUGUGGAUUGGAUUGAGGAUGUAAUCUUGGUAGAUAAAACCAUGAAAAAUUAGGUGUAGAUAUGUAAUAUGUUACUCUAAAGCAAACAACUUGAUUUUUGUACUAAGGUCAUUUCCAGCCCUUAUCUAUACUCUAGCGUGGAUUUGUCUCUACUCUAGAGUAGAGUGAAACAUUUGUCUCCAAC